Molecule: messenger RNA, 9284 nt
Organism: Parasteatoda tepidariorum (common house spider)
Lineage: Eukaryota; Metazoa; Arthropoda; Arachnida; Araneae; Theridiidae
Source: RefSeq, a predicted model, not a curated record
AUUGAUAAGUUCUCGUCUUCGCGACACAAAUAAUGCCGCUGCUGUUGAUUCGUUCUCCCACGUUUGGCGCUUCGUUCAAAUCUGUAGUCGCCAGAGCCUUUCGCCAUCUGCUCUUUUUGUAACCCUUGGUUUGUUGCAUAUGUUUGUAUCUACCCCGGGCCAUUUGCUCUCUGGUUUAAUUUCGAAUCUUAAUUCUCGUUUAUUUUUAAUUUAAAAAUUACGAUGUGGAAAGUAAUAUCAAACUUUUUAUUGUUUUUAAAAUUAUUUAUUGGUUGCUAAUUAUUCAGAAACUUUAAAUGAGCGGUAAUGAAAUCGAUUCGCUGGAAUUUAUUUGCCCCAGGGAGCCUGCGCUGUUUAGUGAUGGUUCAAAUAGCUCUACUGGCAGUGUAACAGAUAUGCCAAAAUCUUCUAAAAGCAAAUCAGUAAAUAAAGCUAGAUGGUCAAAAACUGAGGAUGAAGAGCUUAAAAGGCUGGUUGCUAUUUAUGGUGGUGAUGGCUAUUGGGGUAAAAUCGCCAGUUUCUUACCUGGUCGAAGCGAUGUUCAGUGUCAACAAAGAUGGUCAAAAGUUGUCAAUCCUAAUCUUGUAAAAGGACCUUGGACUAAAGAAGAGGACUUAUUAGUUACUGAGCUUGUUAAACAACUGGGUCCUCAAAAAUGGACUGCAAUUGCCAAGCAUUUAAAUGGAAGAAUUGGAAAGCAAUGCAGAGAAAGGUGGCACAAUCAUCUGAAUCCUGAUAUUAAAAAAUCUGCAUGGACUGUUGAAGAAGAAAGGUUAAUUUGUGAAUAUCACCGGAAAUGGGGGAAUCAAUGGGCUAAAAUAGCUAAGCUAUUACCUGGAAGGACUGAUAAUGCCAUUAAAAAUCAUUGGAAUUCUACUUUGAAAAAAAGGGUUGAUGCUGACAAAAGUUUAGAAAAUGUCCAUAAUUUGCACAGUCCUGAGGACAGUAAAAUGGACCAAAUUUAUAACCAAGAAAGUGAAUACUCUCCUAUACCUGUUUACUAUCAUUCUGGACCAAACACUCCUAUUUAUCACAAUUCAGCUGUUUCAACUCCUCCAAGUAGUCAGCAAUCAUUUCAAGUUCCUCUUGUGAGUGAAUAUCCAAGCUCAUAUUCCUUGUCGCCUCAAUCAAAAACAAACAUAUGGAGUCCAAAUUCUCUAAUGACUAAUAAUGACCCUGUUCCUGCAUCUGAAAAUAUUAAUAACUUAUCUCCUUUAGAUACUUUAAAAAUAGAAAAUAUAAAAUUGGAAGGGAAUGAAAAUGAACAACAACUACUGUAUUCUAAUUUGCAAAUCUGUGAUGAAAGAAAGUCCCCAGAAUAUCCUGGAACUGUUCCUGCAAGUGCUAUUCCUUACCAGAAAGAAAACAGGACAUGUCAAGUAAAUUGUCCCCCAACAGAAAUUGAAUCUUCGAAACCGGUUAUGCCUAAUCUUCGUCAAAAGCGAAAGAAACCAUUAACGGAUUGUUCAAAUGUCAUGUGUAAGGGAAUUUGUUUUAGCCCCUCUGAACAAUUGUUACUGUCUAAAAGUCUCACUUCUACGCCAAUUAGUGAUACUUUUUCUUCGUUUGAUGAGUUGGACUACAAAAAGACUGCAGAAGAUCUUAUGGCUCUUCAAGAUUCCGGUGUACUGAUGGAUAUUGAAUCCAUCAUAUCUCAAGAUGUUAACAACCCUGUAAAUAAUAUUCAGAACUCUAUGUUGUCGGCUAAUAUUGAUAGCUCACCGAAUGUUAUGAACUCUGAAACAUUCCGAAACUCAUCUGGCUAUCAAGCAACUUUCGACAAUCUCUCUUAUUUCUCCAAUAUCAGUGAGAUGUCUAAUGUGAGUGAAUCCAUUUCAAAAGCAUCAUUUCCUCAGGUAAACUCAUUAAGUUUAACUGAAGAUUCACAAUCAUACAACAAAAUAGAUUGUCAGAGUUUAUCGAGUGAAGACUUGGCUAUGCUCAAUUACAUAGAAAGUCCCUUUCAUCCAUCUAAGGAUGUAUCACUUGAUGAAUCAAGAACAUCUUUGCCAACUCAAAAGACAUUUUCAAAUUUAGUGAAAGAAGAUGCCUUUCAAAAUCAUGAGAUUCUUCCUGUUGUACUAGAUUUAAAAGAUCUUAUGGAACUGAAUCAAGUACAAAGGAUGUGUGAUUUAAAUGGUCAAUAUGAACUUAGUAAUUCUGUGAUGAAUAGUUAUAAUUCAAGUCCAGAAAAGUUGCAUAAAUGUUCAAAUGAAAACUGGUGUUCACCAAACCUUGAUCAGGGAAAUUAUGAUUAUAUAUCAAGUUCAGAUAGCACCGUUACUGCUAGCUCUGGUGGUUCACCUUAUAUAUACCACAGUGAGUCCAGCCCUUUCUACUACUCUCAAAUGCAAGCAUCUAAUUUGCCUUUCAUUCCACCAGAGAAAUUUCCUUGCCUUUGAAUCAGGAUGUAUUAAACAACCAACAUUUCCUGAUAACUGUGUAUAUGGCACUGCUUUUAAAGAUCUGUUUUGGAUGAUUUAUUGUUAAGGUCACAAAUAAGUUUAUUGGUGUUGUAUGUGUAUUAUAGUUUAACAUUUUUGUUAGGGAUGAGAUGUAGUUGCACCUGUGCAUAAAAGUGCUUACAAAAAGUUGUAUAGCAUUUUUGCUAAAUUGUUUACUCUAAAACUGUCUCAGGAUCUGGUAAAUCAGUAACAUUAAAUCAAUAUUGGGUUUAUAGUACUUUUUUUUUUGCUCUCUAACAAAUUCAAUGCAUGAGUGUCCUACAUGUAAUUUUUCUACUAUAUAAAAUUGUUAUAAAUUUCAUUGUUCACUAUCAUAUUAUUGUAAACUAGUUUCGCCCAUUUAAAAAAAACUAAAGUUUUUUUUUUUUAAUGAGGUGUAUUUGUUUUUAAAUAUAUGUGUUGAGUGCUAUGAAAAACCAUCUAUAAAUUACAACAGUCGAAUCUCGUAAUAUCAAAUGUCAAGAAAUGGGAGAAAUCGCUUCUAUAAUUGUAUCUCAAUGACGAUUUUUAACAUUCACUAAAAUAGUUUGUUUCGUAAAAAUUUGACUUACAAAUAAUGUAAAUUACUCGUAUUCUGCAUUUAAUAAUGUUGAUUUUAUUUUAUUUUUAAAAAAAGAAAAUGAACAGUAAAUCUAUUACUUAUUUAUUUAAAAAUGAAUCUUGCACAAACAAUGAAAACAUAGUCAAAAUUUAAAAAAAUAUAUUGACAGUCCUGCUAAGAUACAAUACUUAUUUUUCAAAAACUUACUUAAUGGCUCAAAAGACAAAAUAUCAAUUAAAUACCAAAACUACUUUUACUAUAGUUUAAUUGUUGUAAGCUUUUAAUCAUACACAUCAUAAAUAUUUUUUUUAUAGACCCUUUAAAAUCAUCCAUCCCAAACAUGAAAUAUUUACAAAACCAGUUUUAUUCUUUUAAAAUUGUUAACUGAAUUAUUUUAACCAGCAAAAUUUAAGUAAAAGCUGUAGACAGGAAAGCAAAGACAAAAAAAAUACCUUAAAUCUUAACAUAAGUCCUUUGAACUGUCUGAUAUGUUUUAAAAACCUGUAGCAUAAACAUGUUGUAGAUUUUUUCUAUGAAAAGUAAAUUGCGAAUAUUGCAUUUAAAACAUUUAUCAAUGGACCCAAUUAUUCUUGAACAUGCUUCCAGACCUAUAGUACAUUCUAUACUGCAUAAACUUAAUAAUGUGCAUUUAUUAUAAAAUCCUGCAUACUUGAUACCAGUAAAAUGGUAAAUUAUAUUGAUGUCAAUUGUUGGGGUACAUUGUGCAAUUAUACGAACAUUGUUAAUAAAAUCCUUAAAAACUUUUUAAAAAAUUGGAAUCAAUUUUGAUAUAAACCUGAACAUUUUUUAACGUCAGCCCCAAUAGCAGAAAUUCUCCAGCGCAGCAGCGAGCUCUGCAUAUUUUAGAAACCAAACAAAUAAAUUUGGAAUAAUUGCUGAGAUCUAAGCAUCUCUAGAUUCAAUUAUUAAAAUUUUUAGUGUAAAAACAGCCCUCUGAACAAAAGGUUAAAAAAAAAAAUUGUUUUCUGAUUUCAGACUUAACCAUAAAGAGAUAUAUUCCAUUUUUUCACUAUCAUUCUGUAAAAUUCAACUUAAAUUUAAGUAACAUAAAGUUCUUAUGUAUAGCAUUUAAAAGCCUUAUAUUUGUAAGUAUAGAUGCAACUAUGUUUGAAUAAGCUGAAUUGUUACAUUAAUAUUCUCUAGCUGAUUGUAUUGAGGUAGCAGGCAUUUUUGAAUCUAUGCUGCAGAUUCACUUAUGAAAUUACGCUUUUGGGGCGUAAGCUUUUACGUUGCAAUUCAGAUUUUUGAUCUUUUAAUCAUAUUUCUGCAGAAGUACUAAAAUAUUUAAGAUACCGCAUGUGUGUAUAAACAAUGAUUAUAUAUUUUUAAAAAUAAAUUAAAAAGCUAUUUUUAAGGAGUAUUUACAAAUGCUUGCUCAUGUUGUAGAUUUUUUUUGCUUGAAUACCCUGGUUUCUUUUGGUAUUUAAUUCUUUGUGGUUGUGAUUUAUGAGUUUUUAUAUUUACAUUAAAGAUUUUUAGGAAUAUAUUUUUUAACAAAAAAAAAAUCAGAUAAUUCAUGUCCUAAGCUUAAUGAAAACAAGUGUGUUUAAUUUAUAAAGGCAGCUUAUUUGUAUUUUCCUUUGCUAAAAAAAAAAUAAUAUAUCAAUAACACUUCAUUAAUUCUAACCAUGAACCUAAAACAAUGAAUUGGGAACUAUAAUCAUAGCUCAUGCUGGGUGACAGUUUAUUUUGUAGACUGAACAAUGAUAUAACAGUGUUUCAUCAAUAAAAUAGUGAAAUUAAUAUCAAUAUUUAAUUAUUUAUUAAGCAAAUUAAUUUGAUAUGUUUAAAGUUUAAUUCGUAAAUUUGUGGCAAAUAAAAAUUGAGACACUGGUUUGUUUUAAAUUCUAUUGCAGAACAGGAUUUUUUAAGUAUUUUGGUGAAAAAAAUUGUUUUUAUUUGUUCACCUUUCUCCUAAGAAAUAGUUAAUGUUUUAUCAUAAUGGCAUGUUCCCAUUAAUAGCUUUAUUUCAAGAACAAUAGUUUCUCUUUUUUUUUCUUUUUUUUUUUUGCCACGCACGCCAGGUAUUUUUUAUUUUAUGUGGGCAAAUAUCUAAUACAUUUUCCCAAAGUCUUUGAGUGCAGAAGAUUAAAAACAAUUUAUCCUUCGAUAGAAUGAUUAAUAUUAUGUUUUGCUAAUUCAUAACUAUGAGCUUAAAUCAGUUUACAAUUGAAUUUUUUUGUACAAUUUAUGUCCUUCACCUCUAACUGUAACUUUAACCGGUCAAUUAACUUUAUUCUUUGUCCAUUUUAAUUCAUUUUGAUAUAUUUACUGUAGUUAGUAUUAGAUGGUGAAUACUAAUUUAAAUUUUCUCUUGUGAAUCUUGUUUUUAUCCAAAAAUUAGCUCCUAAUAUGAUUGUAUUGUACCAUUAAUAUUUAGUUGCUGUUUCAUAAAAUUUGGUGAUUUUUCCUAGUUUUUAUAUUUUUAUUUCUAGUGCACAAUAACAUUUUAGCUCUAAAGUGCACUCUGAAAUCAAAAUUUGGUGCUCAUUUGUGCUGAUUUUUCAUACUGAUUGGUUUUAACUUUCUUCUUAAAAGUAUCCCUCAUUUUUAUGUAAUAUUGAAACUUUCUAAUUUAUUUUAAAAGCAAUAAUAAUAAGUUCUAGAAAAGCAUUUUGUCUGUGAAUGAUAAAAAAUUUAUUAUAAAUCAUUGAUAAUAACAUGAUUAACAUGCAUAAAUUAUUACUCUAACUCUUAAGUUAUUAUUUUUAAGAUCUAAAAUAUGCAAUAUUUUAAAAAUAUUUCCAAAUUAUAAAUUUGUAAUUUUAGCUUUAUUCUAACAAUAUACUUUUCUAAAAGUAAUUGUGACUUUAUUACAACUCUAAAAUUACAGCUCUGUCUAUACACUUAAUUUCAGGCUGAAGAUUGCUUAAGUAAUCUUACUUGUUAACCGUAGAUAUGGGUCUUCAAAAUUUCUAUAAACCAGGACCAGCAUGUUAUGAAAGGGGAUGUAACAUGUUAAAUUUUACUAAAAUAUUGACUGCCAGGGAAGCAACCAGGAAAAUGUAGAUACUUUAUCAUAGAUAACUUAAACUAAAAUUAGUAUUACUCUAUAACUAAUCAUUUAACUCAAACUUUUAAUUAAAAAUCUGCUUUCUUUUAUUUAGGCCAAACUAAUUAGCAUAGCUUAUAGGAUAUAGAUAGAUGAUAAAAUGUUAAGUUUUUUCUCUUUGGAGAAGUUGAGGUUACAUCCAAACUUUUCAAAACUGACAAAAGUUGGAAGUCAAGUAUUUAGUUAUUUAAGAAUAAAAUAAAAUGACCAUAAAUCUGAAUAAGCUGAAAUUUUAAAACUAUUAAAGAAGUGAACAUAAAUCAGGGCUGGGGUCAUUUUGAUUGUGCAAAAAUUACAAUUUACUUCAAUUUUUCAAAAAAAAAAAAAUUUUUUUUUGUCCUUUAUAUCACGCAGAUGCAAAUCAAAAUGCCUCAUAGCAAGAAAAUAAACAUUAUUAAAAGUAAUUUAAAUUUUAAGUAUGUACAAGUGGUUGAAAUUACUAAGUAUUUUACUGCUAAUUAAUAAUAAAUAAGGAAAUAUUAAAGGGAAAUUUCGACUAUGUUGUCAUACAGACGCAGCUGUAAUUCUAGUGUUAAGUCAUAAAAAAAAUUUUAAGAUUAAUCUUAUUGUAUAUUUAAGUCUUAAUACAUAUAUUAAAAUGCAUUCUUAAUGUGUAUUAGUUAUUAUUUAUUACUUGCAACCCAAAAUUAAACUUAAUUUUUUAAAAAAAUAUUAAUUUUGUUAAGGGUUAGAAAAAUUUUCUAUUAAGCACUUAUCAAUUUUUAAUCAGAAUUAAAAAGAUAGGUUUUUCGAAUUGGUUCGUUUCGACAUUCAUGUGAUGAUAUGUAGUAUAUAUUAAUAUAAACUUUUAGAGAAAUGACUUAUUUUAGUUGUUACUAGUCAGUUUAAAUUAUGUAAAACAAAAUUUUAAAUUAUACACUGAUUUCAUAUACUAUUGAGAGUUUUGUGAAUGAUCUUGCACAUAUAGAGAGAAUGUUUCCAAAUUAAACUAAAUUAUGUGCACUUGAAUUUUAUGUGCUUGUAUGUGAUGCUCUUCUUUUUUUUCCUCCUUGUAUUUGUAUUGUGAGAUUUUUGUUAUAUUCGAGUAUGUUUGUAAAUUAGAUAUGUCUUUGAAAAAUGUGGGAAUUUUAAGUAAUCAUAUGUAUAAAAAAAAUUAAUCCUGUGAAUAAGUAUUAUAACUAUCUUUGUGAUUUGCUUACUUACACAUUCCUUUCUCUUUUAUGGGCGCUAAGUUUGCUGUAUCUAAUUUAUCUAGUCGAAAGUUUUAAGUUCAUUCUAAUCAAAUAUUGUCAUCGUAUUCUAUCAUAAUUUUUUUUAUAUAUAUAUUUCUAGAAUAAAUAUAAACAUAAGUGUUUGUUUAGAGCGUAAUUUUGUGUGUUUGGAAACACUUUAAAAUAUUUUAUUUUGCUAUAAAUAUUUCCCUUUAUAAAUGUCACGAAUUUUAUCAUUAGCUUUAUAUAUAUUUUUUAAACAAAUUUUAUUGCAACUAUUUGUUAUCUGAGAUUCAUUAUUUUAAAUACUAAGUGAUUUAUGUAUUAAUUUUUCUUUGGUUGUUACCUUUUUAAAAAAUAUGUCGUGUUGUGCAGUAUGAUUGCAUGUAAUUGAUAGUUGUUUUUUAAUGUAACAUCUUUUAAUAUAGCUAAAACAAAAUGUAUAUUUAUUUAUAAAAAAAACCUAGUUGCUUAUUCCACUCAGAGAACUACUGAAAAACGUACAUGAACAUAAUCUUCAUUUAUUUUUGUUAUUUAAAGAAAUGUUAUGUCAUUUACAAACAAUGUAAAUGUCUAUUUAUUGAAAGUUCAAACAAUAAUCUUUUAAGUUACAAAUUUAAUUAAAAAUGCAGGGAAGAAAAGUUCUGAAUUAGUGAUUGAAAAAUUGUGUUUAUAAUUUUAUAGGAUAUAUAACAUAACGAAUUAAUUUAGCAAAUCAUUUCACAAUUUUUAUCUUUUUCAAAGCAUUUCUCAUUCUUGUAAUGUUACUUAGAAAAAAAAAUAGUUCAUGAAUUAGUAAAGCAUUUGCCUUAAGGUUUGUAAGAGACUUAGAAUCAGAUUUUUAUGAAAAACAUGUUCAUUAACUUUUAGCUUGCAAAUCUCUUCUUGCUAACUAAAAUAAAAAUGUUAAAAUAUUUUGGAUGUAAUAGAAAGUUUUGUAAGCAGUGCCUUUCCACAAUUAAUAGCAUCCUCCAAAAUACCAUUUAACUAUUUUUUUUUUUUUUUUUUGCGUAAAAAUAUUUAUAACUAUUUUUUAUAAAUAUUUACAUAUUCUAAAGAUUCUUUUUGUAUAUCUAUUUUUGGAAUGAAAAUAUUUACUAAAGUUUUAAUAAUUAAAACUGCUUUGUAAUUUUCUAUUUUAACUUUGAAAAAAAAUUCUGCAUUAGAAUAACCAAAAAUGUGUAUGAAAAUAACUGUUUUAAGUUAUUUCAAGAAAUCUUAGUAAUGAAUAUCUGUUUAUUUAAACAUUUUACAGAUUUUCUGUAAUUUUGAAACGUUUACAUCUAUCUUUAAUAAUUAUUUCGAUACAUAACACACAAAAAAAAAGUUUUUUCUAAGUUUUAGUCUACCUUUUUUUUUUAAAUGUGGAAACUUUCAAAACACAAUAUACUCGUGCAAAUGGUAUUCCUCAAUCUUAUCUAUUUUACAGUUUAAAUGUAUUUUUAGAGAAAAAAAUCUCAUUUUUGCAAAAAUAUAAUUGAUAGAAAGGAAAAGAAGGCACUAGGUAAAAUUCUGAGCUAUUUAAUGUGUCAUUAAGGAAAAUUUCUGUAAUGAGGAAAUAUUGUAAGUGUAUGGAGGCUUCAUUGAUAGUGUGAUAUUUUUCAUAUGAAAAUUUUAUGUUUUAUUAUUCUAGAAUCAAUAUUUGAUAAAUUAAAAUGCAUUUAUGUUUUGCACAAUUUUUUUUUAUUAUAAUUGUCUAACAGAAAGGCCCUUUAAGGCAGAACUAAGGAAUGAAAGUUGCUGUGUGCCUUGAAUAAACUACUUGUGAUUUUUUUCUCUCUCUUUUUGCAUUUAAUGCACAUUUGUUUUGUAACUAAAUAUAGACAGUGCAUUGUAUUAUACUGUUGUUUCACCUUGUAAUGCUCCUAGUCUUGUCACAACAAAAAGAAGAAAAAAAAAUUAUUUGGCACUACUUUUAUUGAAAAGAAUUAACAUAUUAUUAUGAUGUAAAUUACAGAGUUGCUAAUUGCCUACUUACUAAUUUCAUAACAGUAAUGGGCUAGUUUGUUGAUAAUAAAAUUUUUAAAAAUGCA